AUGCCAUCCAGCACCAGCACGAACGGGACCGCUCGCAAGCCUUUCAAGGUCUUGGUCGUUGGUGGCUCCUACGCCGGUCUUUCGGCCUCGCUCAACCUGCUCGACCUGUGCCACGGCAAGCCGCCGCGUUUCCUCCCAGACACGCCAGCUCCCACCGAGAAGAUCCCCGUUGAGAUCACCGUCGUCGACGAGCGCGAUGGAUUCCUGCACCUGAUCUCAACCCCCCUCGCCCACGCCUCGGACGAGUAUGCCCCCAAGGCGUGGACAAAAUUCGACGACGUGCCCGCGCUCAAGGCACCCGGCGUGCGCCACCUGCACGGCCGCGUCGUAUCCGUCGACUGCGCCAAGAAGACGGCCGUCGUCGCCAAGGCCACGGCGUCGUCGCCGCACGAGGCGCCCGUCGAAGAAGCCUACGAUUUCCUCAUCGUCGGGUCCGGGCUCCGGCGCGCCUGGCCCGUCGUGCCGCAGUCGUUGGACAAGGCCUCGUAUCUGGCCGAGGUCGGCGCCCACAUCCAGCGGAUCAAAGAUGCCAAAGAGGGCAUCGUCGUCAUCGGCGGAGGCGCCGUGGGCGUCGAAAUGGCGGCGGAGCUGAAGCUGGUCCACCCGACGCAAAAGGUCACGCUGAUCCACUCGCGGGACAAGCUGCUCUCGUCGGAGCCGCUGCCCGACGACUUCCGGGACCGCGCCCUCGCCGUGCUGCGCGAGGCCGGCGUCGAGACCGUCCUGGGCCGCAGGGUGCUCGACACCGCCCCCGUCGACGGCGGCGCGUCCCACUUCAAACUGACCCUGUCCGACGGCUCGAGCCUGAUCGCCGGCCAGGUCGUCAACGCCAUCUCCAAGAGCGUCCCGACCUCGUCCUUCCUGCCAAAGGCCAUCCUGGACGACGAGGGCUACGUCAAGAUCCAAGCCUCCCUCCGCUUCCCCGACACCGUCCCCAACGCCUCGCACCACUACGCCGCCGGCGACAUCGUGCGGUGGUCCGGCAUCAAGCGCUGCGGCGCCGCCAUGCACAUGGGCCAGUACGUAGCGCAGAACGUGCACGCGCAAAUGCUCAUGGACAGCACUGCUACUAGCGGCGUGGGCGCGACUCAUGCCGCCGACGAACCACCCAAAAUCGGGGCCAACGGGUCAUCAUCAUCAUCAUCACCAUGGAAGGAGCUCGGCGAGAUCCCGCCCAUGAUCGGCCUCGCCGUCGCCACCAAGGCCGUCGUCUACGACCCGCAGGAGGGCACCAGCGACGGCGAGCACCUGCUCGAGAGCUACUUCGGCCGGGACCUGGGCCGUCAGAUCUGCUGGAAUUACAUGGGUUUGGGUCGGGAGUUUGUUGCGGCGGCAUAG
Molecule: messenger RNA, 1338 nt
Organism: Diplodia corticola
Lineage: Eukaryota; Fungi; Ascomycota; Dothideomycetes; Botryosphaeriales; Botryosphaeriaceae
Product: apoptosis inducing factor
Exons: 5
Coding region: 1-1338 (445 amino acids)
Cellular component (GO): cytoplasm
Molecular function (GO): flavin adenine dinucleotide binding; electron-transferring-flavoprotein dehydrogenase activity
Source: RefSeq, a predicted model, not a curated record